CAGUUGACCGCGGGACGCCACGCGUGUCCGACCGCUCGCGACCGUGAGUGCAGUGUACGACUAUAUGUGACAUCAAACAAUGUUAUAGUGUUUGUGAGUGCAUAAAACAAAAUGAAGUCCCGGUGUAGACGUGCGUCCGUCGCGACGGUCGGCGCGCUACUGACAAUAAUCGUGUGCGCAGUGCCCGAAGUUAGCUCGGUAGAGGGGAGGGAGUCGCAUAGGUAUACGAUAGAGGAGCUCAUGACGAUGCAUGUGGAACAUAAGGAUUCGGGGGAUCUUGGGAUGGAUCCGUGCAAAGCUGGUAACUUCCAAGGCGACAUCGCCUUACAAGACACAGACUUCAAACCCAUGAAGCCUACCUCCAAAAUCAACAAGUCUCUACAAGAAGAAGUAGAGAGGCUAAAGAAGGAAGUACUACUCGAAGGGUUACAGGUAGAAGAGGAAGGUUUACCUGACAUAUUGAGGAAGAGGACGAAGCAACCGGCGCCGGCGCCAGAGAAGCCAAAGAAGUACAAUGACGCGAUGCUGAUGACAAAGGUUUUACCUUCGGGCUUAGACAAAUCAAUAUUGUUAAAAAAUGGUAAACUGCCACCCGGAGAAAUGCUAGAUAAUAUAACUAGUAAAAUUAAUCAAACCAAAGAAGAAUUAGUUACUAAUCAAACUAGCCCCAUUGAGAAUCUGACUGAAUCAGAAAGCUUAGAACAAGAUGGAGUUCUAGUCGUUAAUAUUUCAACUGACAAUAUUUUAAAUUUAGAUGAAUUAUAUCCAAAUAUGCAUUUAACAAGCACUGCCAACAAAGUCGAUGAGAGAAAUAAAAUCCAGAGCAACAGCCGUGAGAUAACAGGAGACUCUAAUAAUAAUAUAAAAGUGAAAUCUCCACCUGAAAAUGUGACGAUGGCUCCUGCUCCAACUAACGGGGUUCUAGUCACUAACGAAAGAGAGGAAGAUAUUGAAAGUGUGGAAAAGGGAGUUAUCAACAAAACCGGUGGUGAUUUAAAUGGAAAAUUUCUAGAAGCCAACGAUCUAUUGAAGCCGACUGAAAGUUUGCAGAGUCUGACAGAAAAGACGUCGAGCAGGCAUCGAAGAAGGCGAAGAAGACACGGUAAUGGGAGACGGUUAAGAAACAUCCACUCAGGUGAAAGGACCGGGAAAAAUACAGUCAAAUCAGAUGAGCUAGGAGAAAAUCAAUCGGAGCGUAAAAAAAAUUUUCGUCACCGAAAAAAGCACUCAAGCAGAGAACACAGCGGAGAAAAUAGAAAACUGGUUGUACCAGAACAUGAGUUUGAAGAGAAAUUCGAUGUAAAACCACCCCCGAAGAAUAUUAUAGAAACCGGGAGUGGACAAAAUCAACAAUUCAACAAUUGGUUUUUUCGUGACACCACUGAAGAUUUAGAUGCAAUGGAAAGCUACCAAAGCAGUAACGGGACUACCGCUCGUCACCGCUCCAUUCGCGCCGCCACCAACCGCAAGGAACGCAUCUGGGAGAACGGCGUGAUCCCCUACGAGAUAGACGGGAACUUCAGCGGCGCCCACAAGUCCCUCUUCAAGCAGGCCAUGCGGCAUUGGGAGAACUUCACGUGCGUGAAGUUCGUCGAAAGAGAUGUACUGUUGCAUAAGGAUUAUAUCGUGUUCACUGAGAGACCUUGCGGAUGCUGCUCUUUCGUCGGCAAGCGCGGCGGAGGCGCCCAGGCCAUCUCCAUCGGCAAGAACUGCGACAAGUUUGGCAUCGUCGUGCACGAGCUCGGGCACGUCGUGGGCUUCUGGCACGAGCACACGCGCCCCGACCGCGACCGGCACGUGCAGAUCAUCAGGGACAACAUCAUGAUGGGACAAGAAUACAACUUCAAUAAGCUAACAGAAGAAGAAGUGAACUCCCUCGGACAGACGUACGACUACGAUUCCAUCAUGCAUUACGCGAGGAAUACCUUCAGCAAAGGCACAUACUUGGACACGAUUCUGCCGCUGGAGGUCCAUGGAAAGAAACGGCCGGAGAUCGGGCAACGAGUCAGAUUGUCCGUGUCUGAUAUAGCCCAGACGAAUUUGCUAUAUAAGUGUGCUAAAUGUGGUCGCACGCUCCUUGGUAACUCUGGAUGGUUCAGCUCACCCGGUUGGGGCUCGGAGACAGCACCGGUCACACCGGAGCGCUGCGAGUGGCGCAUCGUAGCUACACAUGGCGAGCGAGUAGUCCUUAAUAUCACUGAAAUCGACAUCCACAAAUCCGAAGAGUGCCGUUCCGAAUGGGUGGAGAUCCGUGACGGCUACAUGCCGAAUGCGCCGGUCUUGGGGCGUAUAUGUGGCUCCGGGAAAGGUCCCAUGAUGAGGUCUACGGGGUCCAGGUUGACUGUGGUCUACCAGCCGGGGCUUAGGCCUAAGCCGUUUAAAGGAUUCAAAGCGCAUUACGAAGCGGUAUGUGGAGGAGACAUAGAAGUGGACAGUAGCGGCCAUCUUGAGUCCCCGAAUUACCCCGACGAUUAUCAGCCCAACAAACUGUGCAUCUGGAAGCUGUCUGUACCUGAAGAUUACCAAGUGGCCCUCCGUUUCCACUCGUUUGAAGUGGAAAACCACGACACCUGUUCCUACGACAAGGUGAAAGUGCGCGAUGGACACUCCAUGGACAGCCCGCUUAUUGGAGUAUUCUGUGGACAUAAGAUUCCUCCUGACAUCAGAUCCACGUCCAACAAACUCCUCGUAAUCUUCGAGUCAGACAGCUCAGUGCAAAAAGCCGGGUUCUCCGCCACCUUCAUGAAGGAGUUCGACGAGUGUUCCAUCAUAGACCACGGCUGCAGUCACUCGUGUGUCAACACGCUGGGCGGGUACGAGUGCGCUUGUGAUAUUGGCUACGAGCUGCAUUCUGAUGGGAAGAAGUGUGAAAACGCCUGCGGUGGAGUCCUGGACGCUCCCAACGGCACCAUCACAUCCCCGUCUUUCCCCGACCUGUACCCGCCGUCCAAGAACUGCCUAUGGGAGAUCGUGGCCCCUCUGCAGCAUAGGAUCACUCUCAACUUCACACAUUUUGAUCUGGAGGGGAACAAUAUGUAUCAACAGGAAUGCGAAUACGAUAGCGUGACGGUGCACUCUCGCCUGAGUGCUGAGAAGUUACGGCGUCAUGGCGCUUUUUGUGGCUCCCAACUGCCUCCUCCUGUCACCUCUGAUGGAAACGUGUUAAGAGUUCAGUUCACCUCCGACGCGUCCGUCCACCGCUUCGGCUUCGCAGCAGCCUACUACAUCGACGUCGACGAAUGCGCUGAAAACAAUGGCGGCUGCCAGCACGAGUGCCACAACACGUUGGGGGGAUAUGAGUGUGCUUGCCGAAGUGGAUUCACGCUGCAUCCGAAUAAGCAGGACUGUAAGGAGGGCGGGUGCAAGCAUGAUGUGACGCAGCCUCAUGGGACUAUUGUCAGUCCGAACUACCCUGAUCUGUACCCAUCGAGGAAAGACUGUGUGUGGCAGUUCUCAACAACUCCUGGGCACCGGGUCAAGCUGAUUUUCAACGUGUUCGAGCUGGAACCCCAUCAGGAAUGCGCCUACGACCACGUAACCAUCUACGACGGCGCAUCAGCCGACGAGAAGACCCUCGGCCGUUUCUGUGGCGGCAAGCUACCACAUCCUGUCGUCGCGUCGCAGAACCAGAUGUACGUCGUGUUCAAAUCAGACGUAUCCGUGCAGAGGAAGGGAUUCUUGGCUACGCAUUCCACUGCAUGUGGCGGCUACCUCUCCGCCACAGAAUCCGUGAAACACCUGUACUCGCACGCGCGCUACGGUGACGACUCGUACGAAUCCCGCGCCGACUGCGACUGGAACAUCGUGGCGCCGCUCGGACACUUCGUCAAGCUCACCUUCCUGACUUUUGAGCUGGAGCCGGAAUCGCACUGUGGAUACGAUUAUGUGCAGAUCUUUGGGGGGUAUGAGGGGAGUGCGGGGGACUAUGGGAAGUUCUGCGGGACUGUGAUGCCACAAGAGCUGAUCUCCACAACAGAGGCCCUCCUCGUCCGCUUCCGCACCGAUGACUCCAUCGUCUUCAAAGGCUUCUCCGCGUCUUACCAGGCGAUAAAGCCAGAAGUAUGGAGCGGAGAAGAUAGUUCGGAGGGCGGAGAAGAUGAAGAGGAGGAUGAACGGAUGCCGCCGCUGGUGGUGGGGAGAAGGGGAUUACGCGCGCCGUCACCCAGAUUCGUGCGGCGGCCCACGUGACGCUGGCCGCUGCCGCGCCACCCGCGCCACCGCCGUCCUCACCGCACCUUCCCCCGCAACACCGAGAAGCUAUAAACACACCCCAUCUUGGCUAGCCUGGGGGCCUACCGCGAAAAGUGAAAUUCGCAAAUUGCGGGAUCUUUCACUUUCGCUCCGAUAGAGGCGUAAUCAGAGUGACAGAGGAAGAUGCCCAUAAUUUGCGAGCUUCUUCUUCGCGAUUCCCAGACUUGCGUUCUCGCGUGGGACUCCAUAUAUCUAGCGCGAAUCCAAGUAUGAAGUCGCGCGCGGGAACGCAUUUCAUGCUAGCCGAUCUGGACUUAUUAUGUCCAGUCGUAUCAACCACAAUUAACAGACUAUCAACGUCAUCCAGCAGAGAACUAUGAAACUUCCCAUACAAUACAAAUUUGCGAACGUUUUAGCGACCAGACGCUUUGGCGCAACGGUGCAACCCACCCUUAAAAGCAGGAAGAAAGGAAAAAUUUUGAAUUCACAUCCCAAGUGAUCUUAACAGAACAACAUCAGAACUUUCACAAAAAUAACCUGGUGCUGUGGGCUGCAUUUCCAUUAGGAAACCGAACAUUAGGAAGGAUGAAACCGGGCGGGCAAUAAGUUAAAUACGAACUCAAACUGCCAUCGUGACUCCUCCUAAGGCCCAAGGUCCUACCUAUAAUAUACCUCUUCAGUACGAUGAAAUUUAAAUCCUAUUCAAUUGGAACAGAGUCGCUUUUGCUUUGUUUCGUUCAAUUUUCCAACAACGCAAAAUCAACUAUAUUUCCUACACUGUAGGUUCAAAUUUCAAUGGCAAACAUUGGAAUUUUCAUUUGUAUGGCUGGGCUUUAGGAGGGUGUUCAAAUCAGUCGAAAUGUUGCUUUGCAUAAAUAUAUGUCAGAGCAUAUUGCGGUCGAAUUUCACGUUGAUUUGCGACUGAAGAAAAUGUAAAUAAGUACCUAAUUACAAUUUUAUUCAUAGUUUAAUUGAUAUAUACUUAAUUUUAUAAUAAGUUGUUACCAAAAAUACUCAAUGAUUUAAUUAAGCUAACUGGGCUAAAUAACGCCAACUGUUCUAAAAUUAUCCUUUUAAUUUUUAUAUAAAAAUGCAAUCGUUAAUAUCAGGAAUCCUUAAAUGCGUUAUCCUGUGCAGUUAUUAUGGAUUAUAUUAACUGUUUCAAUAUUUAUAGUCACCAUACAUUCUGUCAGUUGGUUUUAACAUUAUUUACGAAUGCUUGUUGCAUGUAAAUUGCGAUAGUCUUUACCAAAAUUCCUUUAAUAUUUAAGUGCAUUCCAUACCAAAGACACGGAACAAUCGUUCAUAACAUAAUAGUGCCAUAGUUAGUUUUUAAAGUUCAUAGGGCAUAAUAAUUAUUGUUUGAGAACAAGCACAAUUUAGUAAUAAAAGAAUAACAGACAAUAUUUAAUGAUAAGUAUACUUAUAAUGUAAAAUAUAUCGUUAAAUGUUAGAUGUUUGGAACCAUAUCAUUUAAAAUCCUGAAUCAUUUAGUCGACAUAACCUAACGUUCUUUUAGAAGAACAAAUUCAUUCUUGUGUGAUCGGAAUAUCAACUACUUAGUGACUAUUUCGCUUAAAAAUAUAAAAUAUUUUUGUAAUUUACCAAAAAUGUAAUAAUUCAGUAGUAAUUAUAAGGUAGAUAUAUGACUUUUUUGGUAAAUUAAGUAGGUUUCUAUAACAUUUUUGUUGUAGUAGCAGAGGAUACAGUAAAAUGUAAAAAUAAUAAUUGUUAAACAUGUUACCAAAAUUAGAUUAUAAGUAUAAUUACAAUCCUGUUUUUCCCACUUCAUAAUUAUACAAGUUACAAUACGCCUACAUUAAUUCUUACACUUUCUUCUCAUCCAUAAUAACUUAUUUUAAGGGCCUACUAGAUUUUGACUGUUUCUUCUGUAGGUAUAAUUGAAUUCGAGUUGUAUGAAAUAGGCGUACGUAGUACAAUUUUUAUAUUGACACUUUCUUUACUUUAUGUCGAUUAGGUACCUUAUCUAACAAAACUUCCCUGAGACUCGGACAUAAAUUCAGUAUAUUGAAACAGGUUACUGACGUUUUUAAGUCUAAAAGUGUUCGACAUAUAAAACGUGAGUGACCUGUUUUAAUAAAUUAGGUACUUAUGUCGAUUACCUACUUAUCCAAAAAUCAAUAUGUUUAGACUUAGGUAGGUAUUGUAUUAUUGUGCCAAAAGGAUACUUAGUUACUUAAUAAGUAGUACCCUAAGUUGUGUAAAAUAAUAAUUAUGCUAGUGUUUUGUAACUUAGAAAAAAAAAUAUGAAUGAGUAGACGUUACAUUAUUUUUAUUAAAACGCCAUGAAAAUACCA
Molecule: messenger RNA, 6509 nt
Organism: Cydia splendana
Lineage: Eukaryota; Metazoa; Arthropoda; Insecta; Lepidoptera; Tortricidae
Gene: tok
Product: bone morphogenetic protein 1
Exons: 21
Coding region: 112-4188 (1358 amino acids)
Biological process (GO): proteolysis
Molecular function (GO): calcium ion binding; zinc ion binding; metalloendopeptidase activity
Source: RefSeq, a predicted model, not a curated record